AUGGAGGCCAUCAGCAGAGUCUUCUCCUCGGCCACCAACAAGCCCAUACGGACCAAGAAGCUCGACCACUCCAAAGAGCCCUUUCUCAACAGCAAUGGCUACGUCGACUUUGCGCCCGACGACCCCGAGAACCCCAUGAACUGGACCAUGGCCCGCCGCGCCGGCAUAUCCGUCAUCGCCGUGCUGCUCGUCCUCAACGCCACCAUGGCCUCGUCCGCGCCCAGCGCCGUCAGCAUGUCCCUCAACAAGCACUUUCACGUGUCGUCCGAGGUGUCCGCCCUCACCGUCACGCUCUUCCUGCUGGGGUACUGCUCCGGGCCGCUCCUCUUCGCGCCGCUCAGCGAGUUCUACGGCCGGCGGCUCAUCUUCAUCAUCACCUUUGCCGGCUACGUCGCCUUUAGCUUCCUGACGUCGUGGCCGCCCAACUUUGCCGCGCUGCUCGUCGGCCGCUUCCUCACGGGCACGUUUGCGUCGGCGCCGCUGAGCAACGCGCCCGGCGUGCUCGUCGACCUCUGGAACCCCGUGCACCGCGCCACGGCCUUUGCUUGCUUCUCGACCAUGGUCUGGAUCGGCCCCGCCGUCGGGCCCGUCGUCGCCGGCUUCCUGCAGCUCACAAAGGGCGACGAGGGCUGGCGCUGGUGCUUCUGGAUGCUGCUGUGGCUCGGCGCCUUCACCAUGCUGCUCGUCAUCACCAUCCCCGAGACGUACCCGCCCAUUGUCCUGAUGCAAAAGGCCAAGCGCGCCCGCGCCAACGGCUUCGACGUCAAGGCGCAGAUCGAGGACUCGGAUCGCUCUCUGGGAGCGGCAUACAAGGUCGCUCUGACGCGCCCUUGGAUCAUUCUCUUUGACACGAUUUCGCUGCUUUGUGCCAUCUACCUGGCUGUUGUCUAUAUGCUGCUUUAUAUGCUCUUCUCCAUCUAUCCCAUCGUCUUUCAGGAGAUGCGUGGAUGGAACGCCGGCAUUGGCGAGCUGCCGCUUCUUGGCACAGCCAUCGGAGCUGCCUGUGGUGGAACGAUUGUCGCUGUGGACUCGCACAUAAGACAAAAGAAGAUUGCCAAUGGCAAACUUAAAAUGUCUGAAAUGACACCCGAAGAUCGGUUGCCGCUCGCCAUGAUUGGUGGCAUUGGCUUCUUCAUCGGCAUGUUCUGGCUUGCAUGGUCCGCGAAUUACAACUCUGUGCACUGGAUCGUCCCUACUAUCGGCGGCGGCGUUCUGUCCGCCAACAUGUUGCUAGUGUUUGUCUCCUACUUCAACUACCUCGUCGACGUAUACCUCAUCUAUGCCGCCUCCGCCCUCGCGGCCAACACUGUCGUGCGGUCUGCCGGUGGUGCUGCCGCGCCCUUGUUUACACGUCAAAUGUUCUCCGCCAUGGGCGUUGGUGGUGGCGGUUCCCUAGUCGGCGGCGUAGGGGCCCUUCUGGCCAUUAUUCCUUUCCUCUUCUAUAAAUAUGGCCCGCAGAUUCGUGCGAGAAGCAAGUUCUCGCCGACAGGUGAAAAAGACAAGGCUACGGGGGGUCAGCCGAAAGAUCAGAGCGUGCGGUCUGGAAACGGUCACGACGAAGAGAGUGCGCUGGAAACGACUUCAAAUGAAGAUUCGACUCCAGCAGUGGGCAAUGGCGAGCAAGAAAAAUAG
Messenger RNA from Akanthomyces muscarius, 1632 nucleotides. RefSeq lists its product as uncharacterized. The transcript has 2 exons. Gene Ontology annotation, biological process: transmembrane transport. Lineage: Eukaryota; Fungi; Ascomycota; Sordariomycetes; Hypocreales; Cordycipitaceae. The record is from RefSeq and is a predicted model, not a curated record. Gene Ontology annotation, molecular function: transmembrane transporter activity. The coding region runs from base 1 to 1632 and encodes 543 amino acids.